GUAGUUGUUUACAAUCUUCACCGCCGGAGAACAACCAUAACCUCCAUCAACCACCACCACCAUCACCACCACCGUCUCAUUGAUCAGAGCGAGACAUAGCUGAAGAAGGAGAACAAACUCCGAGGGAUGCGAUCCUCCGCGGAGAGGUGGCGGUGGGGAUUGUCAUUCAAUGCGGCGGGUGAAUCAGGAGCGAGAGGUCCUCGCUGUUAAUGGCUGGUUUCCAAUUGCAAAUGACUUGGCAAACGAGUUUGUUGUUGAAGAAACGAAAGAACGGUCCUCCAUUAGGGUUCAAGAAUCUCGGUAAUACCUGCUACCUCAACGCCGUUCUCCAGUGCUUAACCUAUACUCCUCCCCUCGCCAAUUUCUGUCUCCGACUUCAACACUCCGAAAACUGCGAGUUCCUGGCGCAGCAGGACAAGAAGAGUGAUUGUCCGUUUUGUCUACUAGAGAAGAGAAUUGUUCGAUCUCUUAGCAUCGACUCAACCCUAGAUACACCUGGUAAGAUCAUUGGGGGAUUGAAAGUCUUUGCAGAGCAUUUUCGUUUAGGGAGGCAAGAAGAUGCACAUGAAUUCCUUAGGUACGUCAUUGAUGCUUGUCACACCACAUGUCUUCGUCUGAAGAAGUUGCAGCAGCAAAAACGCAAGUAUGUCAGCAAUGGAGGAGGUGAUGGCUUUAACGGCAGUACAGUAGUUAAAGAGAUUUUUGGAGGAGCUUUGCAGAGCCAGGUCAAGUGUCUUGCUUGUGGAAACGAGUCCAAUAAGGUUGAUGAGAUAAUGGAUAUUAGUGUCGAUGUGUUGAACAGUAGCUCUCUCAAGGAAGCUUUUCAGAAAUUUUUUCAACCAGAGAUUCUGGAUGGAAAUAACAAAUACAAGUGUGAUAACUGUAAAAAGCUGGUAGCAGCAAGAAAACAGAUGUCUAUUGUUCAAGCACCUAACAUUCUUGUUAUUCAACUCAAGAGAUUUGAGGGAAUCUUUGGUGGGAAGAUAGACAAAGCAAUUGCUUUUGAGGAAGUAUUAGUUCUUUCAAGCUUCAUGUGCAAAACAAGCCAGGUGCAGGAUCCACAUCCAGAGUAUAAACUUUUUGCCACUAUUGUGCAUUCCGGAUUUUCACCAGAUUCAGGACACUAUUAUGCUUACAUCAAGGAUGCAGUUGGGCGUUGGUAUUGCUGCAAUGAUUCUUAUGUUUCAGUUUCAAGCUUACAAGAAGUCUCCUCUGAAAAAGUGUAUAUCCUUUUCUUCUCUCGUAUCAAACAAAGGCCCACCACUACCAAAACUCUAUCCACACCCACCAAUGGAACUACUGAAUCUCAUGCCUCAAAGCUUCCCAAUCCCAAACCUGGUCAAACUGUCAAGUCAACACACUCACAACAAGAAUAUUCUGUUGCUGCUAAUAAUAAUAAUAACAAUAAUCAUUCUCAAAAGAUUGAUUCUUCAACAACAUCAUCAUCAUCAUCAAAGUUGGGUGUUUCUGGAGCCAAAAAGUUUCCUAAUAUGAAAAUCAUUGUUCAUAAUAAAGAAAACAAUGGUGAUCACAAGUCAAGUCCAACUGAUAAUAAUAAUCAUAUUCAUAAUUAUAAUAAUAAGAAGAAGAUUCCCUUGUUGGAGGACAACCAUAAUGGGAAUGGGAAUGGGAAUGAAAAUGUUGUUAAGACCAAUGGUACAACAACAAAUGGUAAUGGUGUUGUUAAAAGCUUGUUGUUACAUGAUAAUAAAAGGAAACAUCAACAUGAAGACAACAAGCAUUGUAAGUUGAUGGGUGAGGAUCAUGAGUCACUAGCAAAACGUGAAGAGCUAAAACAAAGUCUUAUGAAAGAAGCUUGUUCCUUUCUACGGAGUUGUGAUUGGGUGGAUGAGGUUCAAAGUUUCAUGCAUGCAAAGAAGCUUUGUGCUCGAGAUGCGCCACUACAACCACAACAUGAUGAACUUAAGAAGAAAUUGAUAGGUGAGGCGAAGGCUACUUUUAUCCCAAGAGUUCCGGAGGCGUUGAAAACAAGUCUGAUCAAGCACAUUAGAGCUCAUGUGGAUCCAUGAAACAAGUCAACAAGAAUAGGAGGUAAAUUUUGUUUCUUUUUUUUUUUUUUCUUUUUAAAAAAUGUUUGUAUUUGUAUGGUGGAAUGGAAUAUUAGAAGAAGACUAAUUUUGAAACGGAGGAAGGA
This is a messenger RNA of Lactuca saligna, 2155 nucleotides long. The record is from the annotation of a GenBank genome assembly. Lineage: Eukaryota; Viridiplantae; Streptophyta; Magnoliopsida; Asterales; Asteraceae.